Scylla paramamosain (green mud crab) is the source of this 1390-nucleotide messenger RNA. RefSeq lists its product as uncharacterized. The transcript is spliced from 7 exons. The coding region runs from base 225 to 788 and encodes 187 amino acids. The record is from RefSeq and is a predicted model, not a curated record. Lineage: Eukaryota; Metazoa; Arthropoda; Malacostraca; Decapoda; Portunidae.
GCCACUCACGCGCCGGGGAGGGGACGAUCCGCUGUGGUUGUUGCUGCUGAUUGUCCCGCGCACGCUGGUAAUUCACAUCACGGAGGCCUGACACACCCUGCCCUACUCUGCUGCACUCUGCCACGCCACCCUGACACUAAAGAGGACCAUGACUCCCACCCUCCAUCACCUUCUGCUGGUCACCCUCCUGCCAGCCGCCCUUUGCUUCCCCAAUGUGAUACAGGAUGAGAAGACCAAGUGGGGGGGAGGAGUUUUGCCGGGUGAAGUACUGCGCCGUGAUGUCAGAGAGCCGCCAGGACCACUGCUGCUCCGCCUUCAAGCAGUGCUGUGCCUAUGUGGAGAUGAGGAGCAGUGCUGGUCCCUUCACCUACCUGGAGCUCGGUGAGGUCGCCAAGACGCCGCCGCCACCACCACCACCACCGACCUUCAACCCGCGGGACAUCUACGUGGGCCCGCCAAAGUCCAUGCGUCUUGUUGAGGAAACCAAGCCGCCCAGCCUGUCCCUGACUCGCCACCACCACCACCACCACUACCGCAACCACCAUUCCACGCCCCAGCCUCGUCCCGCCAUCCACCUCCUGGGCGCCGGCGAGGACAUCAUGAAAACUAGCUACAAUGACCAACUGGUCAAGGAUCAUGAGCGAUUGUGUGUGGCCUCGUUCUGCGCCCUGAUGUCCCCCAACCAACACAAACUCUGCUGCAGCAUCUACGACCAAUGCUGCUCCUACUCCAACUACCGCCACCUCUUCGACCCCUUCCAUCCUGACAACAACGGCAGGCGGCGCUAGCAUUCACACCGGCACUGACAACGCGUUUGUGUUUGUCUCUCCUUAACUGUACUCGUCGGCACCACCUUUACCUGUGUGUGUGUGUGUGUGUGUGUGUGUGUGUGUGUGUGUGUGUGUGUGUGUGUGUGUGUGUGUGUGUGUGUGUGUGUGUAUGGUUUAUCAAGAUGCAAUCAAAACUACGGCUAGUAAGAAAGAUAACCUUAAAAGUGACUCUCGGAUAUAAGUUACUUUUUCGGAGUGUCUAUCGCACCGUACCUACACAAGCCUUCCCACGUGCCUCAUCUCAGCCUUCCUUCCUUCCUUCCUUCCUUCCUUCCUUCCUUCCUUCAUUCUUCUAAUCAUUCACACAUCAAGGCAAACAUCUUCCUGCUAUUCUUCUCUCUACCCGCGACUCGUGUCUUCGUUGUCUUCAUUCCAAAUCCCCCACGCACAUCUCACUCUCCAGUUUUCUCCUCUCCUCCCCCGUUUUUUCUUGUUCAGAAUAGACUAAGUGAUCUCUUAAGUACUGUAUGUAAACUCUACGACAUAUGUAAGUCUCUCUCUCUCUCUCUCUCUCUCUCUCUCUCUCUCUCUCUCUCUCUCUCUCUCUCUCUCUCUCUCUC